CCGGUCGCGUGCUGCGUUUUUGUCUAGCUCUGGAGAGUUCUUCCUUCCGGAAGUCUGUCUCGAAAGUUGUCAGAGUUUUGCGGUUUUGCACACAAAUCCUUGAGGCGGAAAGUGCUUUCGUGGGUUCUUGUUGGUUUGUGCCAGGAGAAGAGCAAAAAAAAGGUGUGACAGGUGUUGAUGAAAUUGAAGAAUUUUUUUCGAGCACUUAAUUGAGGGUUGUUUUUUUGCGGAAGUGAGUGGAGUGAAAAAAAAAAGUUCGCGAGAAAUAACAAUCGAAGAAGGCGUUUGCUGGGUGGUGUUCUGCAAGCGUAGUGAGUGAGGUUAUGUGUGUUUGCGCAUAGCGUGACUUGACGUCGAAGUCUCUUUAAGUGAACGACACGCGUCAGAAGAAGGACCAAAGGCGCGGCGACGGCGGUAGUGGAGGAAGAUAAUCCGAUUCGGAACCUUCGCAAAUCUAAUAAUCUAUUCCUGAUUCGAUAACAGUAACAAUGAUUUCGAUCUGAUUCAAGUGAUCUCAACGGUGAUUGUGCGAAAAGUGAGUGUUGAAAAGGUGCGAUAUAAAAACAAACAAAAAAUACAUUUCCAAGCCUACUCCGAGUGGGAAGUGUUGUGCAGUCGGAAAGGAGAGAGUGGUUCAUGAAAAAAGCAUGAAUCCCCAUCGGCGGAGGUGUUGAACGUGGUAAACUCAUGGAUAAUAAAAAUAAAUAACCCCCGAAAAUAAAAACGAGCAACCAGGACCGAGCGACCGGGAUCGGAUUGUGUUUUUUUGUAGCGUUCUUGGACGGAAACAGCAAAUCGAUUAAUAUUUAAUUUCAUUUUUGGAACUUCGCACCCGUUGAACGCAAAAAACGCGAAUCAGCAUAAUAGUAAUCGAAGUAACCCCAGACCCCCUCGAUAAAAAAAAAAAACCGCCAAAAUUUAUCCCCACGAGAUGGACUACUCCUACCUGAACCAGGCGGCGGCCGGAUUCGAUUCCAGCUGCCUCCAGGGCGGUAUGGAUCCGACGGGUUUGGGCAACAUGCCGUGCACCUACGGCGAUUUGACUUCGUGCAGCCAGAUGUCCCAGGCGGCCUACACGCGGUACACGGCGGCGGCGGCUUCGAUGGCCCGGUCCUACAACCCGGUGGGUUCCGGCGUUGGGCCGGGCAAUGUGACCAUGAGUGCGCUGCAUCAUGCUGCGGCGGCCGCCGGCCCCGGCAGUCAGUGCUCAGUGAUGGGCGGCCGGAGCCACCAGGAUGUGCACCGGGCGUCCAUGUUCCAGACGUCGAUGAAUUUGCAGUCCGGCCUUCCCUACAAAGUGUACUCCGGUCACGAUUCGGUGCUGGCGGAGAAGCGGAAACAGCGCCGGAUACGAACCACCUUCACGUCGGCCCAGCUCAAGGAACUGGAACGUGCCUUCCAGGAGACGCACUAUCCGGACAUCUACACCCGCGAGGAAAUUGCCAUGAAGAUUGACCUCACCGAGGCGAGGGUGCAGGUAUGGAAAAAAUCUACUAACGUAACGUUCUGGAAGUUGAACAACACGGCCGCGGUCAUCACCGUCAACACCGAGCGGGAAUGA
Aedes aegypti (yellow fever mosquito) is the source of this 1561-nucleotide messenger RNA. RefSeq names its product paired mesoderm homeobox protein 2B-like. Gene Ontology annotation, molecular function: DNA-binding transcription factor activity, RNA polymerase II-specific; RNA polymerase II transcription regulatory region sequence-specific DNA binding. The transcript is spliced from 4 exons. NCBI's taxonomy places the organism in Eukaryota, Metazoa, Arthropoda, Insecta, Diptera, Culicidae. The coding region runs from base 932 to 1561 and encodes 209 amino acids. Gene Ontology annotation, biological process: regulation of transcription by RNA polymerase II. The record is from RefSeq and is a predicted model, not a curated record.